AGUAUGGAUGAUUCACUUAAAAAGUAUAUAAUUUUCAUAGAACUCAUUUAAAAAAAAUACUCAAAAUGUAAAAAAAUGUUAAUGAAAUAAUAAAAAUCCAAAUUACUUAAAAUAACCGUAAAUAGUUUUCAACCAAUUAUUAUUGUUUACUACAUUAUUUAUAUAUUAAUGAGGUUGCCAACUCCAUGAAUAUUUUUUUUCAACAUUGAACUUAUCGCACUCUGCUGAUGCAUUUGAAAACUAUUUUACGUUCCAAUUAAGAUUCAGCAUAAUUCAGCAUUGUGUGCUAUUGAGUCGCAUUAUGCGCUGUAAUUGGAAAGCUACCUUUAUGAAUAUUUGAAACAUCUAGAUUAUAAAAGUUUGGCGGAAACGAGUGAGAGUGGUUAUAACCAUGGACAAUACCCUCCAAAAAGUCCACUGAGAAAUCUCAGUAAAUGACCACCAUUUUACUGCGAUUAUAUUUCAUUCCAUAUCAUCUCAUUUCAUUUAAUUUCAUCCCAGUUGAUUAAUGUCUCAAAUUAAUCAUCUUCAUUUCAUUUCACUCCAUUUUAUCAUUUUUCAUAGAAAUAAGAAUAUAAAUUAAAAUAAGACAUGACUUAAAGGUCUUUUUUACCAGGUCAUAAAAUCCAUUAAAAAAAAUCGCUCCACUGAUUAGCGUUUGAGAAAGUUAUGAAGUUUCAUAAUAUGUAGUAAUUAGUAAGACAACUUCCCAAUAAAGUUGUUUUUAAGUGCACUAAUCAUUGAAAAUGACAGAAACAAAAAUAGCCUUUCUAUAUAAAAUAGCGUCUUCCUUACCAUCAAAUAUAUCCAACAAUCUUCAAAAUGUGUUGAAAAGUUAUUAUUUAAUGAAAUGUAAAGAAGUAACUAAAGGUUAUGGACUACCAGAUAAACAUUUCUCAACAGCUGCAAGAUGCCCGCACUGCUGCCUAGAAUGGAAAAAAGGAACUAAUAUCAAACUUAAUCCAAUAAAACUGAGUAAAAGGCAGAGGAAACGAAGAAAACAUUUAAAGGAUAGAACUAAAAAGGGGAAAACACAAGCACAAAACUCUUUGCUGCAAAUGAAUGAAAUGGAAAAGAUAUGCAUGUUUUGCAAGAAAAGUGUUAAAACACAAAUCCUUAAACCUGAUAGAAUUAAACCAAAGGCUAUCAUGGAGAACAACAUGAAAAAUAGUAUCAACAAUCGUAGUAUAGAGAAAAAAGAAAUAGGAUCAAAUAAAGCAAAACCCACUAAACAAGUAAACGAUAGAAUAUCUCAAAAUAUCAAUAUUUACUCAAACACAAUAGAAGUUUUUAAAUUAAACAAUAAAAAUAAUACACUCGCAAGUCAAGUGAAAGAACCACCAAAAAUAAUAAACAAUAAUAAAAAGAGGAAGGACAAGUAUGCAGGUCUGUGUAAAAUGGCUGUUCUGGCUGCUGCUAAACUGAAGGAGGAAAAACAAAAACAACAUAAUAGUAAAUUAAAUCUAUUUCUAAAACCAUCUUUAUAGUGUAAUAUAUAAACAAUACUUAUAAAAAUUUAAAUUAAUAUUGUUGGAAGAUAAGCGCUGGAAAAUUAAGUGUCAAUAAUUCUUGACAAUAAAAGGACAAUGAUUGAAAA
Messenger RNA from Bombyx mori (domestic silkworm), 1597 nucleotides. RefSeq lists its product as uncharacterized. The record is from RefSeq and is a predicted model, not a curated record. Bases 747 to 1487 code for a protein of 246 amino acids. Lineage: Eukaryota; Metazoa; Arthropoda; Insecta; Lepidoptera; Bombycidae. The transcript has 4 exons.